This is a messenger RNA of Sabethes cyaneus, 2289 nucleotides long. RefSeq names its product regulator of nonsense transcripts 3B-like. Gene Ontology annotation, biological process: positive regulation of translation; nuclear-transcribed mRNA catabolic process, nonsense-mediated decay. The transcript has 2 exons. NCBI's taxonomy places the organism in Eukaryota, Metazoa, Arthropoda, Insecta, Diptera, Culicidae. The coding region runs from base 115 to 2232 and encodes 705 amino acids. The record is from RefSeq and is a predicted model, not a curated record. Gene Ontology annotation, cellular component: nucleolus; cytoplasm. Gene Ontology annotation, molecular function: mRNA binding.
UCCGUAAUAAUGCACGUCUUUCUAGUGGUUUUGCAAUAUUGAUGCAUUCUAAUUUAUGAAUCGUGUACUGAUAAGUGCAAUGCAAGUUAUUUAACAUUGUUGGCUUGUAUAACCAUGGUAGAGUCGCAUAUAAAACCAACGGAUCCAACAUCCUCGGAUGCAGGAUCAGUUGCUGGCGGAACAGCUGCCGUCACCAACAAUAAUGGACCUUCUGCAGCUAACCUGGAUACAUCAUCGAAAUUUAAAACAAAAAAGGAGAAGAAAGAAAUCGGAGUCGGUGUUAAACGGAUCAAGAAAAACAAAAAGGAAACAACCAAACCUUUGACAAAGGUUGUUAUACGUCGUCUGCCACCUUCCAUGGACGAGGAAACUUUUCGGAAACAAAUCGAUCCCAUACCAGAUCAUGACGAUUUCUAUUUUGUGUCUGGUGAUUGGUCUUUGGGCAAAAAUGCUUCAUCAAGAGCGUACAUCAGCUUUAUUCAUGCGGAAGAUAUUUUCCUGUUCAAGGAUAAAUUCGAUGGAUACAUUUUUGUUGACUCCAAAGGAGUUGAAUUUCCAGCAGUUGUAGAAUAUGCUCCUUUUCAGGAGUUACCUCGGAACCGAUCGCGCAAGAAAGAUGCGAAAGCCGGUACUAUUGAGAUGGAUACUCACUUUUUGGAAUUCCAAGAGGCUCUAGAACAGGAAGAAAAAGAAUCGGCUGGAAAGAGUAAGAGCAAACUUGAAUACAGCUAUCAAAUUAAGGAUGAAAAGAAAAUAACUUCAACACCAUUGCUGGAAUUUAUCGCCCAGAAGAAACAGGAAAAGCGAGAAGAAAAACGUAGAAAAAUGGAGGAAAAGAAAAAACAACGCAAGGAAGAAAGACAGAAAAAAAGUCAGGGGGGCAAACCAACCGUGGACGUGAUAAAAGAAGAAAAAGGGCGAGAAGAUGAUAUUGUGGUUCGAACAGUUCCAUCUCGAUUGGAUCCCAAUCAACAGCCGAGGAAAGAAAUCGGAGUCGGAAAAAAGUCUGGAGAAAAAUCAGAUCUACAGAAAGAUGUGAAAGAUAAAGAAAAGAAGCAGCGCAAUAGAAGAGAAAAGGAUAAAGAUAGAGAACGUCCAAAACAAGAAAAUGAUGCUGGUGAAGCACCAGAAAAAACUCUUAGUCGAAAACAGGAACGAGAUAAGCAACGAAAAGAAAAAGAUAAAGCUAAAAGGCAGGAAGAAAAAGAAAAAAAGCCUCAACCAGACCAACCAAAGCGCGAAAAAGAAUUUGUUGUCAAAGAUGAAAAGAUAGCCGAAGCGUCAAUUCCAUCCUUAACUUCUAAUACAGAUGGGCCCCGAAAGGAAGUAAAAAAGUACAGUGAACGCCGCAAAGAAACACGCGCGCGUGCUGAAACUCGUUUGGCUGAAUUGGAAGAACGCAAGGACAGUGUCCAAAAUGCGAUUACGAGCGAGCACUUCAAAUCCAUCCCAGUCAUACCGAAAAUCGAUAUCAAGAAAAGUGUGCUCACACCACAUGUUGCUCCUUUUAUACCGAAGGAAAAAUCCACUAUCAUUCUAGGGGAGUCGUCGGUUUCUCUUCCGCCCGCAUUUCCGCAAAAAUCUGUCACUCCUACCCCUCCAAUAGAACAACAUCGACCGGAACCGGAGCUGGUAUCAGCUAAGAGUGAAUCGGCCGUUACUUUUUCCGAGGCACCGGCUGCUCCUGAUAGUAGUAGCUCAGCAGAAAGAAAACCCGAUCUAGACGAAAAACUGAAGGAAGCGCGUGAAGCUCGAAAAAUUCGCAACAAACAACGUCCUUCAAUUCAAAUUUAUCAACCAAGAAAACGUUUGAUCUCAGGAGUACCCUCUAACGAUUGCAAGGAAACCGGUGGUGGCGCAAAGAGCGAAGACGACAAGUUGAAAGAUAAAUCCGACUCAGACCGAUCGUCAGACAAAAGUUCGAAGCUUAAAACCAACAGCGAAUCCAUUGAAAAGGGAGGCAAGCGGCACAAGUUGACAAAGAAGGCUUCCGACCGCGAGAGACCCCGUGAUCGACGCUGCAGACGUAAAAAUUCUACCGAUGGCGAAGGAGACGCUGGCCCCGCCGCCGCCACAGAACGAAAAGCAAUUUCCAGGCGAAAUUCCGGUGAAGAGCAACAGCCGUCCCCAGCGGAACCAGCUAGCUUGCCGUCGCAUACGGAGGAAAAACAGGAAACGGAGGGCGUGGCGGAAGUUGCAGAAGCACUGGAGGAAGUUAAAUUGAACAGUUAAAUUAGUUUUUGUUUUUGUUUCCGGAAGCAGUACAUACCUUUCGAAAUAAACGUUCAA